AUGGAUGAGCACAGUUACAAUGCAGUAGAGGGACAACUCUCUUCGCAUUUUGUAAAAUCUGGGUCCAAUGUCAUAAUUGUGACAAUAAGUUGUGAUGAAGAAGGUAACAAUAUCUCUAAGAGAGGCUCUCAUCUCGAUUGGUACAAUGGUCCUACUCUUUUGGAGGCCUUGAAUCAAUUAAAGGAACCAAUCAGCACUCAAGGUUAUUAUUACAGAAACAAGUUAGAGACUUAUUGUUUGAGGACGUACCAGAUGUUUCCUGUCUAUGUCACAAAAAUUGAAGGAGAACUGCAUAACCUGAAAUUCAGGUCUGAGGUCAAAGUGAAUGAUGAUAUUUUCUGUUCACUGGAGGCCCAUCUACAGCGCAAAGAGGCAGAAUUAGAUGCUGCUCAAGUUGCUUGCACAAGCCUGUUGGGUAAAUGCGACGAUGUUACCUUGAGGAUCGAGAAGGAUGAAUUAUGCGCGAAAUCUAUUCUGCGUGAGUUUGCACUUAAAUCCAAGUCAAGCCUGCCUGUCUAUUCUUCCUCCAUAGUCAAAGAGCUUGAGAUGACAUACUGGAAAUCAAGUGUUCUCUUUGAGGGCGUUUCCUAUGUCAGCGACGACCGUGCUAAGAAUAAAAGGCUGUCCGAACAGAAGGCUGCAUGUGCUGCACUCAAGUCGAUUCUUGCUACAGAAGAUCAUCUCUUGCCCUCGAUCCUGGUCGCUAAGAGAAAACCGACGAGUGCAGUGCCGAAGAGUUCCCGGGCGGCAAAAAAGCAAAAGAUUGGUUCUGAAUGA
Molecule: messenger RNA, 777 nt
Organism: Triticum urartu
Lineage: Eukaryota; Viridiplantae; Streptophyta; Magnoliopsida; Poales; Poaceae
Source: RefSeq, a predicted model, not a curated record